This is a messenger RNA of Prunus mume (Japanese apricot), 941 nucleotides long. The record is from RefSeq and is a predicted model, not a curated record. NCBI's taxonomy places the organism in Eukaryota, Viridiplantae, Streptophyta, Magnoliopsida, Rosales, Rosaceae.
UGUUCAAUCCAAUCAAAACGCACACUCUCUCUUUAUUCACUGCAGACAUCGCUACUUCUUAGUUGUUUUCAAUGGCUAAAACAGCUUCUGUAGUAUUGACCCAAAGCCUUUCUGAUACCAAAAGGACCACCUCCUUUAAUCAUUCAACUAAUGAUGAUGAAAUCCCCACCAUCGAUUACAGCAUGCUGAUCUGCUCUAAUGAUCCUGAUCAACGACUCAAAUCCCUCCAAUACCUUGCCUAUGUCUGCGAGGAGUACGGCUUUUUCUAUCUGGUAAAUCAUGGGGUGCCUGAUUGCGUAAUUGAGAGAGCACUGAAUGGGAUUUCUGAUUUCUUUGAUCUGACGGAGGAGGAAAAGAAGGAUUAUGAGAAGAAGAAUUCAACGGAUAGGAUCAGAUGGGGGCUAGGGUUCUCACCCGGGGACCAUGAAGCUGUCAAGAGGGAGUAUCUUAAGGUGCUCCCACAUCCAAAGUUUGAAGGCCCUGCUAAACCAGCUGGUUUCAGGGAGGCCUUGGAAGAUUAUUACCAAAGGAAUCGAGAGGUGAUAAUUAAUUUGGCUAAAGCAGUAUCGAAAACACUGGGAUUUGAAGAAAAUUACUUAGAGAAGGAAUUUGAGUUAGAAACUGGGGCUGAUGUUUCUGCUAUGAACGUGUAUCCGCCCGGGUUUAAACCCAACACUCAAAUCGGUUUGCCGGCUCAUGUUUUAACAAAUGGGAAGUACAAGAGUCCUAUGCAUCGUGUGAUCCUGAACAACGAGGUGAGAAGAAUCUCUGUGGCCACAGUCCAUGGACCAUCACUUGACACAUUUGUGAAACCAGGUCCAGAGUUUGUGGGCGAGUCUCACCCACCAGCAUACCGAGGGAUGAUCUACAAGGACUCCUUGGAAGCCAAUGGUUACCAUGAGAUCGAUGGAAAAUCAUGCAUGGCACAACUUCGGCUAUGA